Messenger RNA from Fonsecaea nubica, 1731 nucleotides. Its product is annotated as bifunctional purine biosynthesis protein ADE17. NCBI's taxonomy places the organism in Eukaryota, Fungi, Ascomycota, Eurotiomycetes, Chaetothyriales, Herpotrichiellaceae. Gene Ontology annotation, cellular component: cytosol. Gene Ontology annotation, molecular function: IMP cyclohydrolase activity; phosphoribosylaminoimidazolecarboxamide formyltransferase activity. The coding region runs from base 1 to 1731 and encodes 576 amino acids. The transcript has 2 exons. Gene Ontology annotation, biological process: 'de novo' IMP biosynthetic process. The record is from RefSeq and is a predicted model, not a curated record.
AUGAUCCGAGAGGCCGGUUUCGAUGUGGAAGAUGUCUCUGCCAUUACAAAGGCACCUGAGAUGCUCUCCGGCCGAGUCAAGACUCUUCACCCGGCUGUUCACGCAGGAAUCUUGGCUAGAGAUCUCGCCUCGGACGAGAAAGACCUCGCUGACCAGAACAUCAACAAAGUCGACUAUGUCGUCUGUAACUUGUAUCCCUUCAAAGACACUGUUGCUAAGAUCAACGUGACUAUUCCCGAAGCUGUGGAAGAAAUCGAUAUUGGAGGAGUCACUCUUAUCAGAGCAGCAGCCAAGAACCACGCAAGAGUAACCAUCCUGAGUGAUCCUGCGGAUUAUCACCACUUUCUCCAAGAGCUGGAAAAAGGCGACAUCCCUGAAGAGAGUCGCCAACGAUAUGCGCUAAAGGCAUUCGAGCAUACCGCAGAUUACGAUGCCGCCAUCUCUGACUUCUUCCGCAAACAAUAUGCCGGGAAUGGUGUACAACAGCUCUCCCUGCGAUACGGAGCUAACCCCCACCAGAAGCCUGCUGCAGCAUUCGUGCGCAAUGGGAAGCUGCCCUUCAAAGUCUUGGGCGGCUCUCCAGGCUACAUCAAUCUCCUUGAUUGUUUGAAUGCCUGGCCCCUGGUGAAAGAACUCAAGCAAGCACUAGGACUUCCAGCUGCCGCAAGCUUCAAGCAUGUCUCCCCUGCAGGAGCUGCUAUUGCGGUGCCCCUGAAUGAAAAAGAGCGACGAGUGUACAUGGUCGAUGACAUUGAAGGGAUCGAGAGUUCAGGUCUGGCGCAAGCGUACGCCCGUGCACGGGGUGCGGAUAGAAUGUCGAGCUUCGGCGACGUGAUUGCUCUCUCCGACAAAUGCGAUGUCCCUACCGCGAAGAUUAUCUCCCGAGAAGUUUCGGAUGGAGUCAUUGCGCCAGAGUAUGAGCCAGCAGCGCUCGAGAUUCUCAAAAAGAAGAAAGGAGGCAAAUAUCUGGUACUCCAGAUGGACGAGAGUUAUGAACCUCCGGCACAAGAAACACGCACCGUUUACGGCGUUCAACUGACGCAAGGUCGAAACGAUGUCAAGAUCUCGCCGAACGAGACGUUCGCCUCCAUUAUCCGGCCUAAGGAUUCUGCCAAAUUGUCAGACUCGGCGCUGCGCGACCUUACGGUUGCAACCAUUGCAGUGAAAUAUACCCAGUCUAACUCAGUCUGCUAUGCGUUAAACGGCCAAGUUAUUGGUCUCGGUGCCGGGCAGCAGAGCAGGAUUCACUGCACGCGAUUAGCGGGUGAUAAGGCUGAUAACUGGUGGAUGCGUUUCCACGAACGCACGCUGUCGAUAGAGUGGGCCAAGGGCGUCAAGCGGUCGGAAAAAUCCAAUGCGAUUGACAUGCUGUGUUCCGGCCAGGUACCGCCUCAGAGCGAGUUCGAGACGAAAGAUUAUGAGAGCAAUUUCGCAGCGGGGAGUGUGCCGAAGCCCUUCUCCCCUGAGGAAAGACGUCAAUGGUUGGGCAAACUGAGCGAGGUCGCCGUUUCAAGUGAUGCUUUCGUGAGUUCUGUUGACCCUUUGCCAUUUUCUUCAUUCGCUGACGCGGACCAGUUUCCCUUCGUGGACAACGUGUACCGAGCUGCCCGAAGCGGCGUGAAAUACAUUGCUGCCCCGACGGGUUCGCAGAAUGACGGUGCCGUAUUCGACACGGCGGAAAAUCUGGGGAUAACAUUCAUUGAGCAGAGCACGAGACUGUUCCACCACUAA